Closterium sp. NIES-67 is the source of this 4404-nucleotide messenger RNA. The record is from the annotation of a GenBank genome assembly. Lineage: Eukaryota; Viridiplantae; Streptophyta; Zygnematophyceae; Desmidiales; Closteriaceae.
CACCUGUCGCACUUUCAACUCGCCAUUUGUUCCAUGGCUGACUGACGUCUAGCGCAGCCAGAAACGUUAGGUCGAGACAUGUUAUGUAGCGUUAGAGUUACGCGUUCACAUUCCUAUUGUGCUAGACAAUGACGCGCGACGUCAGCGACGGCGACGGCAGUCCGCCUCGCAUGGUAACCCGCCACCGCGGACCCGGACACCCUGGCACCUCGGCCACUACUCCACGUGGCAGGCGUGGCGGUGGUUUUGGCGACGAGCAUAUGCUCUCGCCCAGAAAUGGCGGGGCCAACGGGGUAGGGGGAGGGGGAGGGGUAGAGGGGGAGUACGGGUUGGGCCAGCAGCAGCAGCGGGCGCGGGCGGCGAGCCGGCCGUUGGUUCGCACGGUGCAGGAGGGGCAGCAGAUGGCGGCGCAGGUGCUGGACGCCGACGAGUACCCCGACGAGUACCUCGACGCGCCCGACGGCAGCGCCGACUAUUUAUCGCAACGAGGGCCCGUCCGCCGCGCCACGGUGCCGUCGCCGUCCGCCGCGGGAUACCAGGGCCAGGCAGGCGGCGUGAGCACGUCGCCGCUUCGCGCCAACAUGGGCGCGGGGAUGGGCGCGGGGGUGGGGAUGGGCAUGAGCGCGGGGCACGGCAUUGCGGAUGGCGAGAAGGACAGAGGGCGGCACGAGCGUGGCGACCCGCGACGAGGCGGCGAGGCGAAGCAAGUGCGAAAGUUCUCGUCGCUGCCCAGCUAUUCGGGCGGCGACGGCGCCGUGCUCUCCCCGCAGGAGGUCAUGAGUCCUCGCCGCGUCGCCAAGCCCGCGCGGGCCACCAUGGCCACGGGCAUGUGCAUGGGCGCGGGUGCGACGGGCAGCUACCAGCCGUCGUCGCGGGGCGAGGCGGAGGUGCUGCGCGCGGUGCUGGCGCUGCUGGACGGCGUGCGCGACAACGACGUGACGCGCGUCAACCGCAUCCUGCAGGACGCGCCCUCGCGCACGGCGCUGCUCAACUGCUGCCACCCGGGCACGGGGCGCACGGCGCUGCACGAGGCGGUGAUGGCGGGCAGCGUGGAGGCCGCUGCUGCGCUGCUCGAGUGGGGGGCCGACCCCGAUGGCGGCCAGUCGUCCCAGAUGCCGCCCAUACUGCUGGCGGUGCAGGGCGGCGGGGACAAGCUGGUGACGCUGCUGCUGUCGCAUGGGGCGGACAUCAACGCGCACGACACCCACCUCUGCACCGCGCUGCACUACGCCUGCGCUGCUGCCCACCGCGGCAUAAUCAAGCUGCUGCUGGUGGCGGGCGCCAACAUGUACGCGCGCAACAGCGACGGCCUGCUGCCCCAGCAGCUGGCGAGCACGGACCGCAUCCGCGCGCUCUUCUCCAAGCUGCACGACUACCACCACCGCCACGGCCUGCUCCCCCACCACGCCACCGCUGCCAAUAGCGCCAUGGCCGUGGGCGCGUCCCCUCCGGCCAGCCCUGGCGGCCUGGACAGGCGCAGUCCGCACGAGGGCGGGCUGCUGGGCGACGAGGCGUGGGACGAGGAAGGCAUGAACGGCGUGUCAUCCCAGCGCGUGGCGUCCCCCCGCGCCGUGGCAGCGCGCAUGAGGGCGGCUGCCAGCGCCGCCGUGGACGCUGCUGCUGCUGGGGGCGCGGGGGGCAGCAUGCGCGGGCGCUUGGCAGGCGACAGGUGGGGGGGGAGGGAUGACGAGUGGGGCAGUGGGGGGGGCAGUGAGAAGGAGGCACGCAGGGGGGGGCGCGGGGAGGAGGGGUAUUCAAGGGCGCAGGAGAUGGUGGAGAGCAACGAGCACAUCUUCCGCCAGGCCUGGGAGAACGACCGCCAUGACGACGCGCCCGCGCUCCCCUGGCCCAGCCCCUCCGCCUCCGCUGCUGCCACCAGCAGCAGCAGCAGCAGUAGCAGCAUGGGUGGGAGGGGGGGGGGCGCGGAGGGGGAGGAGGCAGCGGGGGCAGCAGCGGUGGCGCGGCGGCAGGUGCAGGUGCACGUGAGGGAUGCGGCGCGCACGCUGUCGGUGGAGUCGGGGGGCGCGCACUACCAGCGCCGCAUCGUGCUCGCGCCCGACGCCAACUCCAUGUCUGACGCCGAGGGCUCCUCCGCCACGCGCCGCCAUGCCGCGGGGGGGGCAGGCCCAGCAGGGCCGGGCGGCGGCGGGCGGGGAGAGGUGUCCCGCUUGGCCCGCCCGCGCAACUUCGCUGACUUCAGGGCGGAGCGACUGAGGCGCGUAGCGUCCGCAGCGCGGGCGGCGCGGGACAACCCCUAUGCCUCGUGGAAUGGGGGCUCGCUGGCGGACAGGGGCGCUCUGGCGGACAGAGGUGCAGGGGGCGGGGCGGUUACAGGCGUGGGCGGUGGGGGGGACAGACAGCCACAUCGGUCAGCGAGCUCGGAGGAGAGGCAGGGUGAGGGGGUGGGGGAGAGGGGAGGGGGGAGGGGAGGGGCAGGGCAUUUGCGGCACUUGAGGGAGAGUGGCAACGCGGACAGUGACAGCGAGGUGGUGACCAGGCGGUCGCGAGCCAUCAAGGCAGCAGGCAGCCCCUCCACGCCCUCACGCUCGCCUCCCCCGUCCGACUUCUCGCGCCGCUUCUCCUCGCUGCGCGUCGCCGAUGGCGCCGGCCUCAGGGCCGCCAGUCCCGGCAGCAGUGCGGGCGGCGACGAGGAGGCGGGCAGGCGGGGGGUGGCAGGCAGCGCGCGGGCGAGGAGUCCGCUGAAGGGCGCGCAGGCAGCGCCGUGGGAAGACGACGGCAGCCCGCGCACCCCCACAGGUGGCGCAGCAGCAGGGGCUGGUGUGGGUGGCGGUGGCGGCAGCAGCAGCGGGCGCAUGACACCCCGCGGGCCCCGCGAGCGCAGGUCCGUGAAGUUCGCCGUGCCGGAGGGGGGCGACAGGGACAGGGACAGGGACAGGGACAGGGAGAGGGAGAGGGGCGAGGGGCAUGGGGCCAAUGGGGGUCACGGGGGGCAUGGGGGCGGUGGCAGCGAGGAGGGAGGUGCGGGUGAGGGCAGGGGCAAGGAAAGGGACAGGAGCGAGAGGAAUGAGAGGAACGAGCGCAGCGAGCGCAAGUGCCAGUCGUUUGUGCCGCCGACAGCAUCGGGCACGGGCAGGAGGGGCGGGGGCGGAGGCGCGGCGUCGGUGUCAGAGGAGGACCUCAAGCUCAUCCGCGCCGACUGGCGGGCCGACGCCGCCAGGGGCGGGUGCGUGGCGUGCGGCGAGGUGCUGUGCGCCUGCAAGACCCGGCCCGACAACAGAAGCACGCCCGUGAAGAAAGGCACGUCGGAGGAUAAACAGGCACCCGGUGGGGGCAAGGAGGGGAAGGAGAAGGGGAGGGAGAAGGAGAAGGGGAAGGGGGUGGAGAAGGAGGAGGCGGUGGGCGGGAAGGAGAAGGAGAAGGAGGGCGGGGGCGGAGGGGGAGAAUCGGAGGACGAGGCGGCGGUGCCGGAGGAGCUGCUGCAGGACGACCCGGAGGUGUCGCCGCUGGGCACCAUGAAGUGGAAGCGCGGCGAGCUGCUGGGCGAAGGCGCCUACGGCAAGGUGUUUCUGGGCCUCAACGAGCGCACGGGCGAGCUGAUGGCCGUGAAGCAGAUGAAGCUCACGGCGGGCGACGAGCGCGCCAUGCACAUAGCAGCGCUGGAGCGUGAGAUCGUGCUGUACCGCAAGAUGCGGCACCGCCACAUCGUGGGGUACAUUGACAUGGAGAAGGACCCCUCCGACGGCUCCAUCUACAUCUUCCUCGAAUUCGUCUCCGGCGGCUCCAUCCACAGCAUGCUGGAGAAGUUUGGCAAGUUCAGCGAGUCGUUGGUGCGCGUGUACACGCGGCAGCUGCUGCUGGGGCUGGAGUACCUGCACCGCUGCAAGAUCAUCCACCGUGACAUCAAGGGAGGCAACGUCCUCGUCGACCGCGACGGUGUCAUCAAGCUCGCCGACUUUGGGGCAUCCAAGGCGUUCCAGGAGGGCACGGUGGGCGAAGGGUGCAAGUCGAUCCGCGGGUCGGUGUUCUGGAUGGCGCCCGAGGUCAUCACGGGCGCGGGCUACGGCCGCAAGGCCGACAUCUGGAGCCUCGGCUGCACUGUCAUCGAAAUGCUCACCGGCAGCCACCCGUGGCCGGGCAUGGACAACACGUGGUCCGCCAUCUUCCACAUCGCCAAGACCACCACGGGCCCGCCCACGCCUGAAGAGAGCAGCGCCGACGGCAGGGACUUCCUGGCCGCCUGCUUCCAGCUCGACCCCGCACUCAGACCCUCCGCUGCUCAGCUCCUGCAGCACCCAUUUGUGCAGGUGCCCGACACGCCCAGGGAUGCGCGCAUGGCGGGAUUCUGAUGUGCUCGCUUACCCACUGCCUGCUGUUUCGCUGCCAUGCCUGUUCUGUGUGGUGAAAUUGUAUCUUAUCAAUCUGCAAUAAAGCUUGUAACAGCUG